AUGGGGAGUAUCAUACCUCUCUUCAAGUUGCUGUCACAUUUCGAGCCUGCAUUUGAAGACGAGGAGGGUGUUGUUACACUUGGAAACAUCCAUGGCCCAAUCUCGAAGUCAGAACGCACGUCCUUCGUCACCUACGCCAGUCGAGUUCACUCGUAUGAUGGAUUGGGCGAAGAACGGAUUGCCCUUUCUUCUUACAUCCAAGCCUUACAGCUCACAAAUCGCACUUGCCUGCUGCCUAAUCUAAGGACUCUGCGCGUGUAUGGAGGCCCUUGGGAGCCUGAGGUUUAUUUCUUCUUUUCUCCCUCGCUGCGGACAGUCGCCCUUCGUGAAACAGAUUCAGAAUACCAUCCCGACUCCAGUUCCGUCCUCCAUUCUCUCCAGAGAGUAACAGCGAACCUCACUAGCAUCGACGUUUCAGCAUCAUGGAGUACGGUCGGUCUAGGCGCAAUAUCCAGCAUCCAUUUCCUGAAGAACCUUCACCUCUCUCAUGACCAUAGUACAGAAGGACCAAAAGGACCAGAAGGACCUUUCCGACUCGACGUUAAUUUCCUGCUGGACCUUCCUUGCUCAGAGUCUCUUUCAACUCUCUCAAUCGCAUAUUUCGACCUGUUUGCUGACCAGUCAACGCGCCAUCAGCAAGCAACAGCAUUCCCGGUCCUUAAGCGCCUUCGCCUCCUCUUAAGUCUCACAUCUAUGGGACCACUCACCAAACUCCUCCAGAAUGCAAAAAUGUCGAGUCUUCAGGAGGUGGAUAUUAGCAUCUCACCCAGGAGAAUGGACGAAAGUGAAAUCGCUCAUUGGAAGAACCUUUUCCGCGCCCUCCCUGUUACUACGUCUAAUCUGCAGCACUUUGUCUUGAGUGCCACGUCCGAGCCGAGUGGUGCCUUCUGGUCAAACCUUAACCUGUCAAUCAAAGACUUCGAACAUUUAUCGCAGUGCAACCUGGCUACAUUUACCGUCUACCCUCCUAUUUUUUCAACACUUUCGUUGGGCGACAUCUCGAGUCUGCUCUCGCGUGGGGGGGAUUUGAAUUUGUUGACCUUGAGGACACCAGGUUUAGGGUUUGAGGUGCUUGUCAUCAUCGCCCAGACGCUCCCAAAGCUCACGUUUCUCAGUGCUGGCAUUGAUGGGCGCCAGCUCCUGGCUGCAGACUCAAUCCCCAUUCUUGAACACCGCUUGGGCACUCUUAUAGUGACUGGCCGCUUGGAGCGUCCUUUGACCCUUGCACGAUUGAUCGACAGAAUUUUCCCUCAUCUUUUCUACACGUUAUUCUCUCCCUCCCAAGACCCUGACAACGAGGAGUGGGUCCAGGUGGAGUCGUUGCUCAAGGUAUUGAGGGAAGCCAGAAGUGACGAAAGGGCAAGAUCCUCACGCAACGUAUAG
Cyclocybe aegerita is the source of this 1383-nucleotide messenger RNA. Lineage: Eukaryota; Fungi; Basidiomycota; Agaricomycetes; Agaricales; Hemipholiotaceae. The record is from the annotation of a GenBank genome assembly.